Molecule: messenger RNA, 3999 nt
Organism: Loxodonta africana (African savanna elephant)
Lineage: Eukaryota; Metazoa; Chordata; Mammalia; Proboscidea; Elephantidae
Gene: SPN
Product: sialophorin
Exons: 2
Coding region: 13-1503 (496 amino acids)
Biological process (GO): type II interferon production; regulation of immune response; regulation of T cell activation
Cellular component (GO): external side of plasma membrane
Molecular function (GO): heat shock protein binding; transmembrane signaling receptor activity
Source: RefSeq, a predicted model, not a curated record
CAGAAAGAACAGAUGAUGGGGCUGUCAUCAAGCAGCAGCAGGAUGCUGAGGUGGGUGGAGCCAGAGGCCACUUCCUUUCCCCUGUGGGCCCUGUCUGCUCCAGUCCUGCCUCAGCCUCAGGAAGAGUUGGAGUGGCCUGGCCCCAGCCCUGUGCCCUUGGCCCCAACCCUGCGGUCUUAUCAACUGAACUGGUCCCAAACUCUGCUCAUGCCAGUUGCCAUGGAAGUGGCCCUGCUCCUCCUCCUCUUUGGGGGCUCCUGGGCCCCGGAGGUGAGCACAGUGUCUUGGAGAACCAUGACAACUUCGCAGAUGCCUACUUCUUUGGACGUCUCAUCCAUCUCUGAGACACUGACCCUCACCUCAACGGCUUCCAAUUCUAAGAAGAUUGACAGCACAGAUGACCAGCCACUUUCUUCAAAUUCCUCUAUAGCCAAUGAGAAAGUGACCUCUCUUGGGACUUCUGUUGGUGUCAGCACUGUCCCCCCUGCACCUGAGCCAACAACCUCCCAGGAAGUUUCUGCCAAGAAUUCAUCAAUGCUCCCGGAAACCUCUAAUGCAACCAGUGACUCUGCUGUUUCCAGGGCAGUUAGCUCUCUGGGGUUCUACACUGAGUCCAGGGGAACCAUAAGUGGCUCUCUGGAGACCUUCAAUAGGACCAGUGGACCCUUUUUCACCAUGACAACUAGCUCACUGGAGACCUCCAGUGUGACCAGUGGACCCCCUGUCACCAAGGCAACUAGCUCUCUGGAGACCUCCGGUGUGACCAGUGGACCCCCUGUCACCAAGGCAGCUAGCUCUCUGGAGACCUCCAGUGUGACCAGUGGACCCCCUGUCACCAAGGCAGCUAGCUCUCUGGAGACCUCCAGUGUGACCAGUGGACCCCCUGUCACCAAGGCAGCUAGCUCUCUGGAGACCUCCAGUGUGACCAGUGGACCCCCUGUCACCAAGACAGCUAGCUCUCUGGAGACCUCCACCAUAAAUAUAUCUACCACGGUUACCUCAGAGACAUCCAAAAACACAACCACCAACUUCCUGUCACAGGGGAUGAAUGGCAACAUGUGGGUAGCUGUGCUUGUGGCCCUGCUGGUGGUCAUUGUCCUCGUGGUGCUGCUCCUGCUGUGGCGCCAGCGACAGAAGCAGAGGACAGGGACACUGACUCUAAGCAACGGUGGAAAGCGCAAUAAGAUGGUAGAUACCUGGGCUGGGCCGGCCCAGGUGCCUGAUGAGGAGGUGGCGAUAACAACAGUGGGAGGGUCUGGGGGCGACAAGAGCUCUGGGGCACCUGCUGGAGAGGGGUCUGGUCGGCGGCCAACACUCACCACUUUCUUUGGCAGAAGGAAGUCUCGCCAGGGCUCCUUGGCAUUGGAGGAGAUAGAGGCUGGGUCAGCUCCCAGCUCAAAGGUGGAGGAAGAGCCACUGGUGGGCAGUGAGGCUAGGGCUUUGGAGGCCCCCACUUCUGAUGGGCCUGAAGUGAGAGAUGGGAAUGCCUCUCAGUGCUUAUGAAUAACAAGAGUGGAGGUCAGAAUCAUUUCCAGUUUUUUUUUUUUAAUCUUCUUCCCUGUUAUCAUCACUUUCAGCUUCAUCCUCACCCAGCAUCCUCAUUCUACAUCUUCACCCUGCAUCCUUACCCAGCAUCCUCAUCUUGCAUCCUCACUCAGCAUCCUUACCUAGCAUCCUCAUCCCGUGUCUUCACCCUGCAUCCUCAUCUAGCAUCUGCAUCCUACACUCACUGAACAUUUGUGAACUGAUUGCAUAAACCUUCCUCAUCAACACCUACUUCUUCCCAUAACUUUUUCUCCAUCUCUUUUGUCUUUGGAGCCAGCUGCUGAGUCUCCAUAAUGCCCAACUUCCUUGACCAAGUAUUUCUUGGAAGAUCCUCCAGGGAUACUAGAGUCUGAGAAGAAAAAGCAAAUGACAACCCAGCAAACACCCACCUGGGAUUAGCUUUGUAAAGUAUGCUUGGCUCCAUAGAUUAGAGGGGUGGCUCUGACACUGGGCCAGCCCAUGAAACUCCUGUAGCUCUGGGUCCCAUCCUCUGUGCCAGCUGGGCCUGGAACUUUGGCUGAGUGGGGCCAUCCAUCUGUGCUCUCGGCUGUAUCUGUGACCCUUCCCAGGGAAAUUGGACUCUAGCCUGGCCAAACUACCACACACUCUCUCACUCAAGGACUGCGACAGCCAGAGGCUUUGGAUGUUUCUCCCCUUAAAGAAAGAGGUGAGAAGAGUUUCUGAACAACUGUAGUUCUCAGAAUCCCCAGCACCUGCGUGGAUCUAUUCAUGGAUAUAGCUUGUGUGUAAGAGGUGAGGAUUUAUUUGGCAAUAUUUGUGAAGGGGUGAUGUUGAAUAUGGAUGGUGUGAGGGCGAGGUGCAGGGAUCCAGACUGGGGGUGGGCACAAGGGAGAGACUGCUGAUAACAUAUAUGUCCUCAUCUUUGCUCAGAUGGGGUGAAGGUAGCAGAAGACUUAACUCUGUCUGUAGCCCAAUAAAGAAUGCUGGGCCUAGGUGUGGGCUCUUCAUCUCAGCCACUACAUCCCUUCCUCGACGCCACCUUCACUCUAACACACAUACAUAGAGGCAGGGGGUGAGGAGUCUGCCUUAAUAGUGGGGCCUGGGUGCUGAAUAAUACUGUUGACCUUUCAAAUCUCUGGUCUCACUGACCCUCCCAGGCUGUUACAGGUUUAGUGUUUGCAUCUCCUCUCUCUCCCCAGGGCUGAGCUUCUCCCCUUCUCUAAGGUGAGGGUGGGCUAAAUGAGGAGCAAAGACAAUCCGUGGAGCCAGGGACUUCCCCUCUGGGUCUGGAUUGUGGAGGAGCAGACAAGAUCUAACUGUGCGUGCCUAAGACCAGCCCAGGCUAGAGCCCAGCGGGGUACAUGGGCCAGAGGCAGUCGAUAUUUCCCCAGGACAAAGAGGAAAUUUGCAAAGAGGAAGUUGUUGAGUCAGAGGGUGCAGUGCCUUCGAGGAGACUGGUUGACUUACAAAAAGAGAGUCAGAUGGGAGCCCGUGACAGUGUGCUGGCAACGUGGCCUUGUCUGGGCAGAGAAGUGGGAGACAAGGAAAGCGCCCAAGUGGGUCAGGUCAUGAGGUGGGGAGGGGAAGCUAGAGAAGGGGUGGAAAAUGACCACGGAUCCACCAUAGCAGGUAGUGCCUCCUGUACCUGGUCAUUGAGGAAGGGCUGAGAUAGGAUGGAAAUCCAGCUUUUUCCCAGGCAAGCAGUGCUCCCAUGGGGCUGCAUCAGGGCACCUCUUCCUACUUUUCACAAAAACACUGGACUAAUCGUAGCCCCUGACAGCAGAAUGUGAGUUCCAAAAGUCUCUUAGAUAUAAUGCAACUGCUGUCUGGGACUUGUCAAACCAAGUGUCCGAAAUUAAGGUUUAAAAAAUAUUGUCACUGAACUCAGAGGUCAUCAAUUCCAUCCGUCCCUCCUAUCUGACAGAUGCAAUCAUGACUGGUUUCCGGGUCCUGGGUGAAUCCUGAAGGAAAUGGUGUGGAGGUGGGUCAGGCACCCAAUAGGGCUCUCACAGCCCAGAAAAUGUUGAAGUAUGCUAAGUGGUAAAAUAGGGAUGCAAACAAAAUGUUAUGAGUGCACCAAAAGAAGGGAGUGACAUCUAGCUCCUGGCGAAGGGUGGCAGGGUGGGAGCUCUCACUAGAGAGUUUAAAUUUCACUGGGUCUUUGUCAUAUUCACUGCUAUAUUCCUGGUGACUUCUUCGCCUGACCCAUCGUAGGUCCUCAGUAAGUAUUCAUUUGAAUGAGUGAAUGAGAUACCUCCUGAGAUUUUAAAGGAAGAGAAGGAUUUUGCCAGGCUGAAAAGGGGGAAGGGCAUUCUGGGCAGAUGGAACAGCAGGUGUAAAGUCCUGGUAAUGGAACUGUGAGCAGUUCGGUGUAGUGUCUUUCUUGAACAAAUGGAACGGAGGCCUUUCAAUUCUCUAGAGGGGGCAGGGGGAAGCAAAGAAAACAGCAGAUAUUGUAAGACCAAAAAGGAAAAAAAAAAAGAAAACAUAAAA